CGACCCUCUCCACGCCCCCGGGACACGCACUGCGCGUGCCCGCGGCUGCCCUGUCCAUAAAUCCACCCAAAGUGGGGAAAGUUGAGCGCGUGAAACUUUGUUCCCAGUGAACUGAUCGAGUUUGGCUUCUGGGGAAAGUUUGAGUGACAGCGAUGUCGCCGCGUAAAAGCCUGUUUGCUCCUUUCAUCACGGUGGAUCCGGAGCGAGGGUCCGGGUCCGGCCCCGGGUCCGGUCCCGGGUCCCCGGCAGCUUACACCGACAUCCAGGCUCUGCUGCAGCGGAGCCGCGCGCAGGAGCGAGCGGGGGCAGAGCGCACCAGAGGCGGCUGUGACCUCCGGGAGUCUCCGUGCGCCCUCGUGGAGCUGCGGCUCGGACCCGCCGGCGGCGCGCUGCACUACCUGCAGCCGGACAAGUGCGCGCUGGAGCGGGCGCAGAGGAGGCGACGACUGGCUGCCAACGCCCGGGAGAGGAGGAGGAUGCUGGGGUUAAACGUCGCCUUCGACCGGCUCCGGAGCGUCAUCCCCAACCUAGAGAGCGACAAGAAGCUGUCCAAAUCAGAGACGCUCCAGAUGGCGCAGAUCUACAUCAGCACCCUCAGCGAGCUCCUGGAGGAGGAGGCCUGCGAGGAGCCCGCACCCGCCCGCACGCCGCGGCCCCCGGGGGCCUCGCUACCGUCUCAGGGGACCACGGUGCACGCGUGAGGGACCUUCAGUGC
This is a messenger RNA of Hippoglossus stenolepis (Pacific halibut), 715 nucleotides long. It is a transcript of the gene atoh1c, whose product is annotated as atonal bHLH transcription factor 1c. Bases 153 to 701 code for a protein of 182 amino acids. The record is from RefSeq and is a predicted model, not a curated record. NCBI's taxonomy places the organism in Eukaryota, Metazoa, Chordata, Actinopteri, Pleuronectiformes, Pleuronectidae. Gene Ontology annotation, molecular function: protein dimerization activity. The transcript has a single exon.